AUGGUGACACAUUUUGAGAACUACACAAUCACUGAAUUCAUUCUUCUGGGUUUGCUGCAAUAUACUCCAACUCACUUUUGUGUUUUUGCACUUAUCACUGUGAUGUUCAUCUUCACACUUAUUGGAAACAGUCUUUUAAUUUUGCUGAUCUUAGUAGACCCUCAUCUUCACACUCCUAUGUAUUUUUUUCUCUGGCAACUUUCUCUCAUUGACAUCUUUUUCACACUUGCUAUUGUCCCCAAGAUGAUGACUGACUACCUUCUGCAUAUGACAGUCAUCUCCAUUUCUGGCUGUGGUACUCAGAUCUUCCUGGGGUUGGCCCUAGGUGGAGCUGAAUGCAUACUUUUAGGCCUCAUGUCUUAUGACAGAUAUAUUGCAAUAUGCAAACCUCUACACUACCCACUCAUCAUGAACUGGCCUCUCUGCAGGCAGAUGGCUAUUAGCUCAUGGACCAGUGGUGCUUUCAAUGCUUUGAUACAUACUGUUUACACCAUGAGAUUCCCUUUCUGUGGGCCCAGAGAAAUCCAUCAUUUCUACUGUGAACUUCCUGGUGUUUUGCGUCUUUCCUGUGAGGACACCUUGACCUAUGAGACUGGGGUGUUGAUCAGCACUACCAUUCUUCUUCUUAUUCCAUUCUCAAUAAUUCUUGUCUCUUACACACUCAUCCUAGUUACUAUCAUCCAAAUGGCUUCCCAUGAGGGCAGGAAGAAAGCAUUCUCCACUUGUUCAUCUCAUUUGAUAGUGGUCAGCUUGUAUUAUGGUGCCAUCAUCUUUAUGUAUAUGCGGCCAAUCUCUUCCCAUACUCCAGGACAAGAUAAAGUUGUAUCAGUUUUCUACACUAUUCUGACACCUAUGCUCAACCCUAUGAUCUAUAGUCUUAGAAAUAAGGAUGUGAUGGGAGCUCUGAGAAAAAUCUUAUGGAGGUGUUCAUUAUAUUUUAAAAUGUGA
Erinaceus europaeus (western European hedgehog) is the source of this 948-nucleotide messenger RNA. Its product is annotated as olfactory receptor 2T27-like. The coding region runs from base 1 to 948 and encodes 315 amino acids. The record is from RefSeq and is a predicted model, not a curated record. Gene Ontology annotation, cellular component: membrane. NCBI's taxonomy places the organism in Eukaryota, Metazoa, Chordata, Mammalia, Eulipotyphla, Erinaceidae. Gene Ontology annotation, biological process: G protein-coupled receptor signaling pathway. The transcript has a single exon. Gene Ontology annotation, molecular function: olfactory receptor activity; G protein-coupled receptor activity.